Molecule: messenger RNA, 5380 nt
Organism: Podarcis muralis (Common wall lizard)
Lineage: Eukaryota; Metazoa; Chordata; Lepidosauria; Squamata; Lacertidae
Gene: NUDCD3
Product: NudC domain containing 3
Biological process (GO): protein folding
Cellular component (GO): cytoplasm
Source: RefSeq, a predicted model, not a curated record
GGACCGGAAGUGCCCGCUGCCAUCACAUCACCGGGUUGCCCCACCGAGUGAGGGUUGCCGUGACAGCGGCGGACUCUCCAGUCGGAGUUCCCAGGCGCUCGUUGCUUGGAGCGGAGGCUGGUCGCUCGCUCGCCCGCUCGGCCUCGCCGUGUCCCCCGGCGCCUUUCGACCAGGCCUCUCCUCCGGCCUCGGGUGGCUUCCAUGGAGCGGGCGGCCGCUAUGACGGACAUGUACGACCAGGCGCUGCUGGGCAUCUUGCAGCAUGUGGGGAACGUCCAGGAGUUCCUGAACAUCCUCUUCGGCUUCUUGUACCGAAAGACCGACUUCUACCGGCUCCUGGUGCAGCCGGCCGACCGGCUAGGCUUCCCUCCGGGGGUGGCCAAGUGCAUGGCGCUGCGGGCUUUCAAAAACUUUGAACACCUGGCCCGCCAAGAUGAUGACAGAAGACAGCAAGAACUUCAGGAAAAAGUGAAGAAAAGAGAGGAGGACAUGGCAGCUGCAGGAGAGAGAGUGAAGGUGGUGCCAGCUGUAGCUGAGGAGGUUGAGAUCAGUGCAGCAGUGGGUGAUGACUCUGUAUCGGAGGGUGGAAAGGCUACAGAGUCACAGGAGCCCGUGGCAGUGGAGGAGAAAGUAGAUGCACAAGCCGCCAAUGCAGCCGUGGAGCCACCGGAGGCUGUUGCUGCCCCCUUAGAAAGUCAGCCAGCAGAGCUGCCCAGGAAACAGGAGCAGUUCCAGGCAAAUCCUGACAGUUACAAUGGAGCAGUACGGGAGAAUUACGCCUGGUCCCAAGACUACAGUGAUCUGGAGAUUAAAGUCCCAGUGCCCAAGCACAUUCUGAAGGGCAAGCAGGUUUCUGUGAACAUCGGUAGUAGUUCAAUUUGCGUGGCUGUGGUGGAGGGAAGUGGGCCGCGUGUGCUCAUGGAAGGCACCCUCACUCACAAGAUCAACACAGAGAACUCUGUCUGGAGUCUGGAACCAGGAAAGUGUAUCCUCAUUAACCUGAGCAAAGUAGGUGAAUACUGGUGGAGUGCCAUCUUGGAAGGAGAAGAGCAGAUUGACAUUGGUAAAAUCAAUAAAGAACGUUCAAUGGCUACGGUGGAUGAAGAAGAGCAUGCUGUGCUGGACAGGCUAUCCUUUGACUACCACCAAAAGCUGCAGGGAAAGCCACAGAGCCAUGAGAUGAAAGUCCACGAGAUGCUCAAGAAGGGCUGGGAUGCCGAAGGCUCCCCGUUCCGAGGCCAGAAGUUUGAUCCCUCCAUGUUCAACAUCUCUCCUGGGGCAGUGCACUUUUGAUGAUGGCACCGAGGAUGGGAGAAUUGCCUACCUGCCGGGGAGAGUAGGAUGAAACUGAUGCCACUGCCACACUCCUCCCCUCCUGCCAGCAAUGUCAAUCAGCCCCUUUGUCCCUGCCUUGUUACCUGGGCUUGUUUGCAAAAUGACAAAGGACUUCAAAAUAGCCAGAAUGUGGGUUUGCUUUUGGGGAGGGGGGAGAGGGAAGUGCAAUGUUGAGCGAGUCCUUCCCUCCAGCACCAGGUUGGUGCAUUUAAUAUGUAUGUGGGGGAAGCCUAGCAAAAAGCAGCCUUACGUACUGUGUCACCACGGCAACCAGCAGCUGCUGGUAGCAUUUCCUCUCCUCUCUUGUUAAUGGAUUGCUUUGGGGAGGGGGGUUGAUUGAAGGCAGUAUUUCCCCCCACCACCUCUUUUUCAGAAAUACAUGCAGUUUGGCCAAAUGAUGGCGAGAUUCUCUCCUGUUUCUUUGAAGCUGUCUUCUAUCCCUGGUUCCAUCUUUCAGGAAACCCAAUCUCCUAAUGGCACCAGGCAGCACAGCCUCCUUUAAACACCAGCAAUCUGCAAUCAGUGUCAUUUUAGCAGCAUCUUAAUUGCUAGGUUUGGUCCUUGAGGCCCUGGCAGUGGGAGGUAAAUGUUGCAGGCUCAGACUAAUAGCUGAAAAGGAGCCAGAACAGAAGGUGACACUUGAUAGCUGUAUCUUUACUGUAGAUCUCUGGUGGUCUGUGACGCUUUGGCAUUGAAUUUGAAAAAUAAGGGGGGGGGAGAGACAGACUUCUCCUGAUUGCAGUGACUGGAUGACUUGGUGCUCAGAGAGCGGCAGUUCUCUGUGAGUCUCAGUCUGUUCUUAGUUUUAUCCAAAAGUGCUUGAUAUUAAGCUUCAGAGUGUAGACAUUAGUUUAUCUCCCUCCCUCCUCUCUUAGGGCCAAACUAGCUGAUACAGCAAGUGUGGGAUUGUAUUUAAUUAUCUGACUUUUUUCAAAACAACAACAGCAACAGAUCUUUUUAUGGAAAAUCGGGACCGCAGGGUAGGGUUUAACCUCCCCCUGUGUACUGCAAUCCCGUCCCCCCCGCUCUUUUCAUCAGAAAAUAUAUAUGCUAUGGUUGCCAAUGUAGCUUUCCUUUUAGGUGGGGGCAGCGGGGUUGGGGGUGGGUUUGAUGGGACGAUAGCAUUGGAAGAAAGGGUUAAAUUUACCUGACAGCUCAUGACUGCAGAUAGCGAUGGCUUGGCCCACCUCAGCAGGUUAUCUGAAUCUAUGAGCACAUUUAGCACAAUAGUGGCUCUUCCCCUAAAUUCUGCUUCAGAGGAGGCAAGGUGUGCCAUUUGAAUUUAAGAAUCUUAUUUCUGCUUAUUGUCAUAUAGCUGGCAACCUGUUACAGGGGUUAGUGAGAAAUACAUUUGAGGAAGCGAAAAGUCAUGGCUCUUGAAGUUGUCCUAUUGUUCUGGCAAUAUCCAUACCUUUAAAAAAAAUGUUAUAAGACCCAUAGAGAAAGCAGCCGUUCCAGAUCUAAUAAUAUUAUGUGCAUGUCUGCCAUUAAAAAUUGGCAAGAAAGUCAAAGCUUCAAGAACGACAUCACCUGUCAAAAUGUAAAACACAUUUUAGGUUUGUUCAUAGUUGCGUAGUGGGCCAUAUAAAGGCGUAAGUGUUAUCUCCACUAUUUUACACUUAAGAAGGGAAGUAAACGAUAAAAUACAUAGUACAGUGAGAUAUUCUUGGUGCUUGUGAUACCCAAUAUAGAAUUACAAUACGCAAAAUUCAGCUGAGCCCACCAGUAUAUCGGCUUUUAGGUGCGAGAUGUAGGGCACAUACCAGACCAAGCUCUUGGCUUCCGAAUUAGCAAAUCUGACAAUCCUCACAACUUCAAACAAGUCAAAAGAGAAAACUGGAUAACUAGUCUCCAGUACAAUUCUCGGCUCACCAUAGACAACUUUAAAGAAAGCUUGACCAUGAGAGAGCAAUAGGGAAGGUGGCUGUUCCAUAUAUGGUAGGAAUAUGUUUGACCGCUGUUUUUAAAAAAUCCCCACAUCACAAAACAGUCCCUGAAGCUGGCAGAUUUUCAGCUGUAGUGUGGUGGAUGCAGCAGAAAUCCCAGUCACACAUGCCCUAGGAGUUUUCUGGACUCGUUUUCGCAAGGGGCCUAUGCUUGUUUCUGAAGACAUCAGUUGCCAUUUGAAGCAGAAGAUCAUGUCCGGUGUUAGUCCUACUCAGAGUAGGCCCAUUGAAUUUAAUGGAUGUGGCUAACUUAGGCUCAUUAAUUUCAACAGGUCUCCUCUGAGUAAAACUUACAUUGGCUACAACCCAGUUUUGUUUCUUUCUUGAAUGACUUGAUCCAUGACAAAGGGAAUGACAAAGAACUUGCGAUGUCUAUGUUGGCUGUAGAUGUAAGAAAGAGAGGCUAGGUGAUUUUUUUGGGAUUUUUGCAGGUAGCUUAUAUGUCAUUCAUAUAUGACUUUCAUUGUAGGCAUAAAAGUAAGUGGAGAGAAAAGCACACAGCUUCCUGACCAGUCGGUCAGUAGGAUGCCAUCCUGACAGAAGGAUGGCUGUUACUCACAUGCAACAUGAAUGUUACCGCAACCUUUUGUCUUCUGAAUGGGCAUUUCACAAUAGUACGUUUCCCAAACACUUUGUGGACCUACUACCUGCAGUCUAUCAUUAUUCUACUGUUUAGGAAGGCAAGUGGGUGGUGAAAGAACGGCCCCACUGAUCAACACGUUCCCCCUUCCUUUUUAAAACAAUAAUUUUAUUCCAUCUAAAGCACCUAAAAUCAACUAGGCAACAGUCUUAAGUUGUUUGCCUAAUGCACAGUGGGUUUGUAUGAUUUAUGGUCAAUAUUUGUGGGUGUCCACCACCUUGAGUUUUGUGGUUCCAAUGGGCUUGACUAGGACUAGCAUUCCCAAGACUCUGCUGACAAAUCUCAAAGGGGUGGGUUUCUUUAGGACUUGUACAUCCCCUCAGCCCAGCCCCUGCCCAGCUUCAGUAGGUCUGUCCACUCCAACCUUCUGACCUCCUUUUGGGCUUCCUAAUGGUGAAAAUAGUCUAAGACUGCAUGACCUGGAUUAGUUUUUUGGGUUAUAGGUUGUUGUUUUUUUGCAAGCAUGAACAGUGGGUAUUAAAACUGUGCUGUUCUUUUUAAAAAAUGACCAAAACCUUCCUUGGAAUAUCUGUUGUACUUGUAGGAGUGGGGAAACAGAUGUGCCUUGAAAUGUUAAAGACAGUGACUACUUGAUUUUGAUUUUUUUGUCCUACAGGUAUUUGGGGAAAGCUAGCAUCUUGCCAUUUUACAGAUUUAUGUUCAAAGAGUUGACUGUCCUUGCUCAGACAAAAUGCCUUCUUCUAAAAGAAGAAAAGUGAGAUGUCCUCACUUAAGCACUGGGGACUGGCCUCUUCCCACAAAAUGGGACAGAUGGAGAAAUCUCGCUUGCUUUCCGUGCCUCGUCUCUCAAUCAAUCCUUGUGCUGAGCCACUCGAUUAAGCCUUAAAGUUCCGUGCAGGGCUCCCUCAUAGGCCAGCUUUGUCCAAAUAGAAGACAGUUCCCAACACUAUUUUCUUCCUAGCAGAGACAUUUCUACCCAACUAGUCUCCAGCCUAUGCCUUCUGGCAGCUUGGCUUUCUUUCUGUUCCAACUGAGUUCUGAAGCUGCAACAUUGCCAUGACACUGAGCAGGGUAUGUCUGGGACAAGUCAGCACACUUUGUGACCCUUCAGGCCAAGCAAGCUUCUUCAAGGUCCUGAUAAACUUCCACUUCUGUCAGACUGUAGAAACAAAGUAGGGUGAGAAGGGAGCAUUGUUGAGGACUUGAUAGGUCUGAAAAUGCAUGACUUGGUGGAUCUCAAGUUACCCAAGCUUGGUCUAAGUUUACUCAUGGUCAAUUUUUACUUCCCACCUAUCUCUUCCUACUCCCACCUGGAAAUGGGUUCUCUCUGGCAGCUGCUGACAACACUCCCUUCAUUUUGGUUGUCUACAAGCUACAGUUUGCAUAUGAUGCUAGCGUCUUUGCUGAACCGAGGGACAGUGCUCUCGACCUGGCAUCUGCUCUUUCUUGUAGCACACACUCUUUACCUGCUUGCAAUAAAGAACGCGAUGUCAAAGCA